AUGCUGCAGGUUGGAGGAAUCAUUAAUGAACUUACUUCAAUUGUUGGUCCUAAGAAUAUCUCCUCCGCUCAAGCAGUCAGAGACCAGCAUGGCAAGGACGAAUCAUAUCACAGUAUUCGGUCACCUGACCUGGUAGUAUGGCCAGGUAAUACAGAGCAAGUCAGUAAUGUGGCCAAGUUAUGCAACCAACACAAGAUCGUGAUGAUACCAUUUGGGACUGGAACGGGUGUAGAAGGUGGCGUGGCAGCAUUGGAGGUAAAGAUCACCUCGAUAUGAACACUUCUUUUCCCUGAAUCUUCUAGUUACAAUAUCUUUCUAUGAGUCAAUUUUCCAUCGUCUGUUCUUAGUUAAAUAUCUAAACCAUCUCAUUUUUGCUUCUUCUACUCUUGACUAUGCUUUCUACUCCAGCUCUUCUUCUAAACUUCUUGUUUGUAAGAUGUUCACAGAGUGAUAAUCCUUGCAUCCUUUGUAAUAUUCUCAUCUAAUUCGUCCUCUCUAAAUAAUACAGUACUAGUUAGUAUUAGUUUCUUCCUGUAUUAAACUGAUCACUGAACCUCUAGGAAGAACAGUCUAGAACUGACAAAGUUAAGUAAAGUUAGUUUAGGUUUCCUCCUUUAGUACCACUGAAUCAAUAAGGGAUGAUCUUUACUGGACCUCUAGGAAGAACAGUUUAGAACUGAUAAAGCUAUCCAGUAUUAAUAAAGUUAGCUUAGUUUAGGUUUCCUCCUGGAGUAACACUGGAUUAAUAAGAGAUGAUCCUCACUGGACCUCUAGGGAGAACAGUUUAGAACUGAUAGAGCUAUCCAGUAUAAAUAAAGUUAGUUGACUUCCUAGUUACUUGGUAUUUUUCCCAGGGUGGUGUAUGUAUUGAUCUAUCAAGAAUGGACGAGGUUGUGAGUGUGAACCACGCAGAUAUGGAUGUGACGGUUGAACCUGGUGUGACAAGAAACUUUCUCAAUACAUAUCUUAGAGAUUCUGGUCUGUGGUUUCCCAUUGGUGAGUUAUUAAGAAAGUUUCGUUUGUCACCAAGUCAUUAGUUCCACUCGAGUGCUCAGCAAACAAAGAAAUACGCUUCGGUACGAUACAGUUGGAGUGGAAACGGCCUUAAAUUGGGUAAAUUUGACUGAAUUCAUAGUGAUACGAACAUUUAUUAAAAGGGUCUAGAGAACUGAACUGACUCCUGAAAAUUGACUGACAAUCUUCAGUGGUAUGUAGCUAACAAACGAUGAAACAGUAAUUUGAAACUGACAUCUCACUAAUUACCUUAGAGUGGAAAUUCACUGACUACACUGCCCGUAGUUUUGGCAUAUUACAAAAUAUCUUUGAGUUCCCAAUUAGGACCCCUUUUCUGUAUAAAUUCCAAUAGAAAUAGUAAACUUACAUUCCUAGACCCAGGACCUGAUCCAUCAUUAUGCGGAAUGGCCGCAACAAGCGCCUCUGGGACUAAUGCGGUUAGGUAAUGUAUAAAUUAUCAUCUUUCCGUUAAGUUUACAUCAAACUUCUUUUCAGAAGAUCAUACUACAGGAAGAAACCGGAAUACUAGGAGAAAAGCUGUGAUGUUUGGUAGUCAAACUGGAAGCACACUUCUCACAUGUGACUGACGUGAAAUUAUAAUCACACAACUGCGUAUUGCAGGAAUCAAACUCUGGUGGUAAAGGUAUCUAUAAUUUCUGUCAUGCUAGGUAUGGCACAAUGAAAAAUAAUGUAUUAAACCUUGAAGUUGUCCUCGCUGAUGGCUCGAUCGUUCACACUGCAGGAGAAGGAAGACGUUCUAGGUAUCGUUAAGCCUCGCAAAUUUCUGAAAUCAAAGUAAACCGCAGCGUCAUCACACGUAAAAAUCUCACAACUUGUCAACAAGAUGUGUUCGCAACAGGCUUGUAGCAAGCUUGUCAACAAGUUGUAACAAUGCUGUUAUUUUAUCAAGUUGCUACAAGGUUGUCACUCACAACUUGUUGACAAAUUGUUGAAUUGCAGGACGAUAACAAGUUGUUGGAACAACUUCUAACAAGUCUGUUGAGCUUAACAACCUUGUGGCAAGUUGUCAACAAGCCAUGGCAACUUGUCAACAAGCUGGGAACAAGCAGCGCCAACACAUCCUGUUGACAAGUUGUUAGAACAGCAUUGCUACAAGUCUGCUGCAUGAUUAGAACUUGUGUGUUUUACGUGUGGCAUUGUUGGGAUAAAAUAAGCAAAGAAUUGAAAGCUCAAUAAAAUCUUUGAGAUGCAGGAGAGCUAAUAUCUAACUUCUUCUAUCCAGAAAGAGUUCUGCUGGUUAUAAUUUAACAAAUUUAUUCGUUGGUUCGGAAGGGACUCUUGGUAUUAUCACCAAGGCAACACUGAAGGUGUACGGAAUACCAGAAUCGGUAAGAAUAAUCGAGACUCGUCCAAAGAUAAAAUAUCUCCCAACUAUGGAAGCUGCAUUGACUCGAAUACGAUCAAAAUAUUAUUUACUUGUAUAGGCAUUGUCUGCGGUAUGUUGUUUUGACAAUAUCCAAUCUGCUGUUGACAGCGUGGUUGAAGUCAUGUCAUACGGAAUUCCUAUCGCAAGGAUUGGUAAAUAGAAGAAUGAUUUAUGUGGAUGCUUCUGGCUCUUCUUGAGGAAGUUGGUAACGCAGAUCUAAGCUCGAAACAUUGCCGCGUUUUCUAUCUUUUUCGCAAAACAAUAGACAGACAACAAAUUUUCGAAACAAAAUGAGAUUCAUCAGUGUGUGCAAAAUCUUGUAGUUUCAUUUUAAAGCCUGACGUGUUUCUCCGUCCCAAGCUACUAAUAUCCAGAUCAAGGGCCUCGAAGAAUCUCUUGCAGGUAUUUGACUGAGAAGCAAAGCAAUCUAAACAAAAUAUUGUAUUCUUCAGAACUACUGGAUGAAGUAACGAUGGACUCAUUCAACAAAUACUCCAAAGAAUUGAACUACAAAGUCGCACCAACUUUGUUUUUGGAAUUUCAUGGAGGAAAAAAUGAAGUCGAAGGACAAGCUAAGGCAACAGGUUUGCAACUUUAUGAAUGCUGUACUGACUAUACUCAUAAACAAGUCACACGUAGAAACACACAAGUUGUCAUAAACCUGCAGCAGACUUGUAGCAAUGCUGUUCCAACAACUUGUCAACAGGAUGUGUUCGCACUGCUUGUUCCCAGCUUGUUGACCAGUUGUCAACGGCUUGUUGACAACUUGUUACAAGGUUGUUGAGCUCAACAGACUUGUUACAAGUUGUUCCAACAACUUGUUAUCGUCCUGCAAUUCAACGAUUUGUCAACAAUUUGUGAGUGACAACCUUGUAGCAACUUGAUAAAACAGCAUUGUUACAACUUAUUGACAAGCUUGCUACAAGCCUGUUGCGAACACAUCUUGUUGACAAUUACAUAUGUAUACAUAUAUAAUUUAAAUGCUUAAUAUUAAACCUUUCGAAUUUCUGCUAUUCUAUGCUUGCAUUAUGAGGGUAGCAACGGACAUUAAGUAUGCGGAUUAUGUCCAUAUCACACAAGGAUUAAAUCUGUCAAAACUCACCGUUUUCACAGUUGAUAUUUGACAACGUUACGUGCAUCUCUCGUUUCAGGUGAGAUUGUCCAAAGUAAUGGUGGCUCAGAUUUCGUGUGGUCGACGAAGGCUGAAGAGAGAAACAAAUUAUGGCAAGCACGACAUGACGCAUUAUAUGCCGCUCUUAAUUUGAGACCAGGGUGUAAGGUAAGGGCGGGGAGGGGGGAGAUAUGUCACGUGCAGCCUCGUACCGCUCAGAGCUCUGGGUGAGCUAAGCGAGCGGGGCCCAAGAUUCCCCGCGCGCCUAAAAGCUCGCCCAGAGCUCUGAACGCUAUUAACUACUAAAGAGCCUGGGUACGAGGUUGUGUCACGUGGUAAAGCUCGGAUUAAUCGAGGAUGAGAGUUGAGAAGCAAGAGUUUGUAUGAGAGUUUUCUCAACUCUCAUGCCCCGGUCACACGAGAACAAGAGUUGCAUGAGAGUUAAUGAGAGCUGAGAAGCGAGAGUUUGUAUGAGAGUUUUCUCAACUCUCAUGCCCCGGUCAAACGAGAACAAGAGUUGACUGAAGAUUACCACACGUAGUUAAAACUCUUGUCAAAGUUUGAACGAGGGUGUUUUUAAGAGAGCCAUUAUGUAACUUGACGACUUAGUGUUGGACAAUUUGAAUAUCAAACAUUGUUAAAUACAGGUAUAGAAGCACAGAAACAAGCUCAGAGAGUCUGGCAAAGUGUCUUAUUCAUUUUCAUUACAAUGUAAUAAAAAAGGUGUGAAAUACGAAAUUUCAUAAACUCUUUAAUUUAAAAUACAGGAAGGGUGACCCAUUUAGCAGAAUUAAUUCACUGGGAAACCACAGCAGUCUAAUCAAAUCUGUCACCAGUGCCGGCUAGCAAAUGGAUGAGAGUCAUUGAUCAAUCGCAUCACGCCAUCAACUAAGACGGAAGACUUAUCUCUAGAGAGAUGGCAACCUACAAUGACUUUUUUUUCAUUUGCUGAUGAGCUGGGAGGGGUCAUCCCAGGCGCACAGUUUAAUUCUCGCUAAUCACUAUUGAUCAAAAAAGUUAUCAGUACUUGCCUUGCGGGAGAAUUUUUGUAAAUGGAUCUUCUCUGUCUUCAAGGGUCAAUAAGGAUCUCUAGGAAGAAGAGUUUAGAACUGAUAGAGCUGUCCAGUAUAAAUAAAGUUAGUUUAGGUUUCCUCCUGUAGUAACACUGGAUCAAUAAGAGAUGAUCCUUACAGGACCUCUAGGAAGAACAGUUUAGAACUGAUAGAACUAUCCAGUAUAAAAUUAGAUUAGGUUUCGUCCUGUACUAACAAUGGAUGAAUACUUGACGUCUAGGAAGAACUCAGAACUGAUAGACUAUCCAGUAAUCAGUAUAAAAUUAGAUUAGGUUUCCUUCUGUACUACCACUGGGUCAAUACUUGACCUCUAGGAAGGACUUAGAACUGAUAGAGCUUGAUCCAGUAAUCAGUAUAAAAUUAGAUUAGAUUUCCUCCUGUACUAACGCCGGAUCAAGUAUUGACCUCUAGGAAGAACUUAGAAGUUAGAACUGAUAGGGCUAUCCAGUAUAUUGAAGUUAGUUCAAAACCUUUACUAAAUGUUGGCAGGUCGAAGGAAAAAUCAUCUCCAUCUCUCAAGAGUGAAUUGGGGAGGGACAUCCGAGGAGAGGGAAUAAAAAAAAGUUAUUCAUACUUGCCUUAUGGGGUGAAGUUGUGUAAGUGGAUUUUCUUGUUUGCCUUCUAGGGUUUGGUGACGGAUGUUUGUGUCCCUAUAUCAAAUCUGCCAGAGAUUAUCACGAAAACAAAAGAAGAUAUUGGCAACCUUUCAUUAAUAGGUGAGCACAUGAUUCAUACAAGGGAUGGUUUAGAAACUCAUCAGAAUAACAACUCAUUGUCUAUGUUAGUCAACGUUUAUGCAAAAUAUGCUCCUUCAUCGUGAAGUGCACAUUGUAUUUUUGCCAAAACCACCAAUUGCAAUUUUUAAGUUACCCAAUUGUUCAGGUCACGGAUUGCUAACUUCUCUAAAAGAAUGUGUGAAAAAUCCUUAACUGGAAAGCAGCCUUAAACUUAAACAUAGAUAACGAGUUAUAUAACCAGGGACGGUUCGUACAUGUUAGGAAAAGUCCAAUUCAAGGAUUUUUUAAGGACAUUCAAGGCCAUGUAUCAGCAAAUUCAAAGACUUAAAUACUGAAGGCGUUAGAAAUUCAGACGUUGAAUUGUUCAAAACGCAUCUUAAUGAAUUUCAAACAGCUUUGUCAGAUAUGAACAUGCAAAAUCAAUUCAACAAAAUGUCCGUUUUGAAUGCCAAACAAUUUCAGGAAAUAUCCAUAAACUAAAGCAAGGAUAAUUUAAGGACUUUCAAGUGCAUCUUUACAAAUUUAAGGACUUGAAUUUUUGUUUUCAAAUUCAAGGACUUUGAAGAUUUGUUCUUAAUGACUUGUGAAAAACAUCACGUAUAUGUAUCAUUGCCAAGUUUCACGAACCGUAAGCCCGAAUCUUAAUCACCUCAUCGGCGCCAAUAAUAAAUGACUUGUUUAAUUCACACGCCUUUUUAUGAAGAUCCUUAUUGAUCCAGUGUUACAACAGGAAGAAACCUAACUAAGUUUAUUUAUACUGGAUAGCUCUAUCAGAUCUAAACUGUUCUUCCUACAGGUCUAGUAAGGAUCAUCUCUUAUUGAUCCAGUGUUGCUACAGGAGGAAACCUAAACUAAACUAACUUUCUUUAUUCUGGAUAGCUCUAUCAGUUCUAAACUGUUCUUCCUAGAGGUCCAGUAAGGAUCAUCUCUUAUUGAUCCAGUGUUGCUGCAGGAGGAAACCUAAACUAAACUAACUUUAUUUAUGCUGGAUAGUUCUAUCAGUUCUAAACUGUUCUUCCUAGAGGUCCAGUAAGAGAUCAUCUCUUAUUGAUCCAAUGUUACUACAGGAGGAAACCUAAACUAAACUAACUUUAUUUAUACUGGAUAGCUCUAUCAGUUCUAAACUGUUCUUCCUAGAGGUCCAGUGAGAUCGUCUCUUAUUGAUCCAGUGUUACUACAGUAGAAAACAAAAAUAGCCGAAGAAAGUCUGUGGUGUGUGGUCAAAUUGGUAGCAUUCUUCUCACAUGUGAGAAGACAACACAUCGAACGCAAUAACAUACUUUAUAAAUUCAAUGUGGAAUUUUAAUUUUAUGAUAAGAAUAUAAACAGGAUCUGUUUUUUCCUAGCGCCACUGGUAGGUCAUGUAGGUGAUGGGAAUUUUCAUCUUCUGGUUUUGUUUGAUCCAAAUGAUGCAGAGGAGAAAGCCAGAGCAAAAGAUCUGACUGAAAGAGUCGCAAGGUACGACAUGUUUACUAUUCCCAGAGUCUAUUGUUCCCUCCUCCCCGUAGUCAUUAAGAAAUCUGCAGUUACAGACUUCCUGUUAGGUAGUGCCGGUCAAGAAAACAUGUCUAUUUUUACAGCGAAAAACCCUACGUUUUUCACACAUGUUAUUGUAGGAAAUUCAGGGUGUGAUAAUUCGCGUACUUACGUACUGGAGGUACGCCAAUAUUACGGUCUGGUAAUUCUUUGUUUUUAGCCACGUACCACGUAGGUACUCGGAACUCUUGCUACAGUAUCGCGGCGUAUUUACUUUUUGCUUCUGCCAUAUAUGACCUUCCCAAACCCAAGUAUUCAAAACCGAAAUUAAGUCGGUACAUGUCUCACAUGCCUUGCCCUGAAACAUGAUUGGACUAUAGGCAACGUUAGAGUCGAUUGUAGUGUUUGUAUAUACAAUUGUGCUGCUUGUUAUAAUUUUUCAAGUUACUAAAUGAACACCUUUCAGAAACAAGUGCUUUGUGUACUUUAAUUGAAAGACUAAGUACACUUUAACCAGCUCAAGUACACAGCAAUAAUCAUUAAGCGUACCAGUCAGGUACGAGUAAAAAUAUUGAAUUAUCUCGCACCUUGGUAGAAUAUUGGAGAGGUUAAUAAGAUACCCCGGUUUCGGUGUACGGGUACGAGUAGUGUCAUCUUGUUUUACUGAUGUCUGUAAUUCGAUCAUACUUUUUCUGUUUUCUUGCAAUAGACAAUGAUAUAAUGCGAAAAAUGUGCACCUUAAUUACGAGUAAAGGUACAGACAUCGACGAAAAUAUUGCUAACCAAAAUCAUGCUACCCGUACACCGAAACCGGGGUAUCUUAACCUCUCUACUAUCUACACUGGACUCUCACAUUUCUGGUAGUUCAGACACCAACCACGGCAGUUUAUUCUAGAAUUCAAACGGUCUGUGCGACCGUAGGUAUAGUGACAAUAACACGAGAAAACUACGGAUUGAACUACUUGAAAAACACAAACUUUCUUCCUGAUGAAGGGAAGUUAGUACUUUGUACUUCCUGUAUGUUUCCAAGGAAGGGCCUGCACUAGAAACGUGCACGUUUUAUUUGUAUUUUACUUGUAGUUGUGUAACCCUCCACAGCUUUCUGAUGUUCCAAUUCCACAUUCGAUCAUCAUGUUCUUGCCUUUUCUUAUCACACGUUACUUAUCUUGGGUGAAACAUUAUAAUAUUCAAAGUGCUAAUCCUGUAUACUACUCCUAGACACGCCCUAGCAUUGGACGGCACGUGUACCGGGGAACAUGGUAUUGGAAUGGGGAAAAUGGAUUUAUUGAAAGAUGAAAUUGGAAGUCCAGGAAUUGAGGUUAUGAAGAACAUUAAGAAAACACUCGACCCACACAAUAUAAUGAAUCCUGGCAAGAUACUAUAUUUAUAAAAUAAAUCCAGCUGGUAUAUGGAGUAUCAACAUACGGUUUUAAAUCAGUCCUAGAAAAUAUAUUUCUCGGGCAACAAAAUCAAAAAAUUCAAAAUUUCCUGGGCAAGUCAAAUUACAAAACUUCCUGCAUAUGUAGAUUUCAGAGAACGUAUCGUCCGCCCAUUGUGAUAAAUUUCAAUCUCGGCACAAAACAAUCUCGACUUGCAAAAUCCUUUUCAAAUAUUUAAACAAGAAGUAAAUUUUAUGAUAUUCCAGCAGAUAAGAUGACAAAAAUUUCUUGCAAGGUGCAAGAAAAUUUCAUGCCAAAAUUUUUUUUAAAUGUCCUAGCAGCGCUGAUAUGUUUCAGCACUGUUUUAAAUAUUUCACCAUAUAUAGUAUUGCUGUAGUAAAACAUGAAUAACGGGGUACAUCAUUGCUAUAAAUAUCCACUGGGGAAACUUUUUGGGACUGCAUUAUGGAAUGUAAAUAUCAUUCGGUUGUUGUUUCUAAAGUUGUUGUGUAAUUAAAUGUUAUUAUAAUGAAAAAAUUUAUUUUAAUAAACAAAAACAUUUAUAAACUUCAAAUAAUUGUAACAAAAUUCAAUUAUGCAACGAAUAUAAAUGUUAGUAAUACAAAAUUAUAUUUUGUAUUUUGUACUGUACAAUGUAUAUAACAUUCUCGUAUUUAUAGUUUUAUAAUUGCCUUUGACUUUGAGUGACGCUGCGGUGUUAGAUAAUUUGUUAGUUCAUACUGUUAUUUAUUUGAUUAACACCAAGCAAGAUGAAUAUUAACUUCCCAGUUCCCAUACAACCCUAGUAGAAAUUCCUAGAGAAACUUCAAAUUCCUAUAGGAAUUUCUAUAGGAAUAAAAUUUCCCAUACGGAUUGGUACAGAAAAUUGCAUUUCCUAACGGAAUUUCUAUAGGUGGUGUGCAAGUUAUGUCACCGUCGCCAUGUUGGAUGACAAAGGAUUUUGCUUGUUUGCAAUGCAAAUAUCAUCCAACAUGGCAAAAAUCUCUUUGUCCUUUGAAUCCCAUGGGAAUGGUUGCACAUCACCUAUAGGGCUAUAGGAAUCGUAGGUACAUCUCUCAGUUCUGUUUAUUUGCCACCAAAUACAAGACUACUACAUAUAAUGAAAAUAAUUUACAUUAAUUUUUCAAUAACCGCAGGUCGACCACCAUAUCUGCUGCACAACAGUGAAUCCAAACUAUAUCCCCUACUUUCCAACCAUUACCUUGUACUUUCCUCUAAACACUCGUCAGUUUGUAGUGUAACAAAAUCUUCAAUUUCUUUGACGAUAAGUGGUGAUAGGAUUAACUUGUGGGCUUUAACAUGAGCUAACAUAUCUGUGAUGUCAGAGCUAAAAAUACCUGCCUGAUCUGUUUGUUUGUAUUCUUGCUCGAGUUCCAGUAACUCAGUUCGAAAUACCCUUGGAGAGUCUUCAAGGAUGAGUGAUUUUUGGACGGUCUUUGAAUGGUCGUUGAUCAACAGUUGCGCACAGUAAAGCU
Molecule: messenger RNA, 9673 nt
Organism: Paramuricea clavata
Lineage: Eukaryota; Metazoa; Cnidaria; Anthozoa; Malacalcyonacea; Plexauridae
Source: the annotation of a GenBank genome assembly